Messenger RNA from Clarias gariepinus (North African catfish), 2313 nucleotides. RefSeq names its product T-box transcription factor 5b (gene tbx5b). Bases 1 to 1062 code for a protein of 353 amino acids. The transcript is spliced from 7 exons. Gene Ontology annotation, cellular component: nucleus. The record is from RefSeq and is a predicted model, not a curated record. Gene Ontology annotation, biological process: cardiac left ventricle formation; pattern specification process; cell fate specification. Gene Ontology annotation, molecular function: DNA-binding transcription factor activity, RNA polymerase II-specific; RNA polymerase II cis-regulatory region sequence-specific DNA binding. NCBI's taxonomy places the organism in Eukaryota, Metazoa, Chordata, Actinopteri, Siluriformes, Clariidae.
AUGGAGGGGGUCAGAGUUCACCUGCACGAGCGAGAGCUGUGGAGGAAGUUUCAUGACGUCACCACGGAAAUGAUCAUCACCAAGGCAGGCCGGCGGAUGUUCCCGAGUUACAGAGUGAAGGUGAGCGGUCUGAACCCCCAAACUAAAUACAUCCUGCUGAUGGACGUCGUGUCUGCUGAUCAGCACCGCUACAAAUACGUGGAUAACAAAUGGUUAGUAAGUGGGAAAGCAGAUCCACCUAUUCCGGGUCAACUAUACGUUCAUCCGGACUCUCCCGCACCUGGAGCUCACUGGACCAAACAACUUGUCUCCUUCCAAAAACUUAAACUGACCAACAACCACCUUGACACCUUCGGCCAUAUUGUAUUAAACUCCAUGCAUAAAUACCAGCCACGGCUACACAUAGUGAAGGCUGAUGAGAAGAACGGGUUUGGUUCCACCAGCACCGUGUUCUGUACACACUCGUUCCCUGAGACCAUCUUCAUCGCCGUCACGUCCUACCAGAACCACACAAUCACUCAGCUGAAGAUUGAGAACAAUCCGUUUGCUAAAGGUUUCCGCGGUAAUGAAGACAUUGAUAUGCUUCGAAUAUCUUGCGCACAGAGUAGGGAAUUCCCGCUGGUACCAAGAACAACAGUUCGCCCGAGAUCUGAUUCAGCCACGCCCUACACAGUUAACCUCGCCCUCAUGUCCGACUACACUGGCCCACAUCCUCCAGGAAAACGAGGACAAGACACCCCUACACCAGAAGACCAACAAAAUUUCACCAAAACUGACUCUUCCUCUCACCUCCUGACCUAUCAGAUGGAAGCUGGGUUGAGUAACGGAGCCCCCUACAGGGCGGAGUCAGCGCAGUGCCAGCCGUGUAUGUACGCUGGUGUUAUGUGGGAAUCUUACCCCGAGUGCCCAACAUAUUCAUCAUUUACGUCCUCUUGGGAAGCAGACGGGGCCCCGUACUCCACCCCAGAACUUAACCAGGACAUCUACCCACAAUACAUCUGUGAACCAGGCAUGCAGCCACAUUGCACAAUGCCUGAGUACACAGGGUGGAGCGGUAACUGAGUGUGGUUUUUGACACGGAGAGAUGAUGUAACCUGAGGUGUGUUUCUCUAUAACAAGUUAGUAUUGUACGCUUACAACUUGGAGCGAUUUAAGGGUAACUAAUUGGUACAGAAGCCACACCUCCUUUCCCAUAACUGACUUCAGAAGCUUCAGAAGUCAUGACCCCAUUUCCAUUACUGACAAAUGCAUAGGCCACACCUACUUUUCUGGAGAUAAAGGACACAGAACCCAGCAUCAGGGGCCACACCUACUCUACUGAGACUGACAGCUAAAGAGACCACUCCGACUUCAUGACGACUGACAGCAGCAGAGACUAUGCUGAUUACCUUAUAAGACUGACAGUUACAGAGGCUCCGCCCACCUCAACGAGACUGAAUGCCUACUCGAUUGAGACUCAAUGUGCGAGAGGCCUUCAGAGACUUAACUUCAGGUACUUCACUGAAACUGUAUAUAAAAGGCCAUGCCUACGUCACUAAAACUGACAGAUAUAAAGCCCACGCCUACUCCAUUAAAGCUAACCAUGGCAGAGGCCACACCUAUGUCACUAAGACUAACUGUAAGAGAGACCACGCCUAGUUCACUGGAACUGACUGGGAGAGACGUCCCACCUAGUUCACCAAGACGGACAGCCACAGAGGAUAUGCCUACUUUAUAGAGACCGACACCCACAGAGGCCACGCCUACUUCAUUAAAACUAACUGUGACAGAGGCCACGCCUACUUCAUUGAAACUAACUGUGACAGAGGCCACACCCAGUUCAUUAAACUGAAUUGUAAGAGAGGCCACACCCACUUCACUGAGACUGACACCCACAGAGGCCACACCUACUUUAUUGACUAACUGUGACAGGGGCCACACCCACUUCACUAAAACUAAAUGUGAAAGGCCACAUCUAUUUCACCCACAGAGGCCACGCCUACUUCGCUGAGACUGGCACCUUUAUAUGAACAUAAAUCAAUAUGAAUCUAAAUAGCCAAAGGUUUAUACAUGAAACGGUUAACACGAGGAAUUCUGCAGAUGCCUUUAACAGCAAUGAAUCUCUGAAUCAGGUCUAAAUGAUUCCAUGUUCUGAAACGAAUCAGUAAUAAUAAUAAUGAGAGAAAACUGAUCCGCUAGACAAAUCAUACAAACUUAUGUACUUGUACAUAAAUGAUCGAAUCAAGGUUUUUUUUUUAUUUGUGUGUGUGCGAGAAAAAUAUCUUAGACAAUAAUAUACUGUAAUAGGAUGGAUUCUGUAUCAGUCUCUUUAUU